Amphibalanus amphitrite is the source of this 1126-nucleotide messenger RNA. RefSeq lists its product as uncharacterized. Lineage: Eukaryota; Metazoa; Arthropoda; Thecostraca; Balanomorpha; Balanidae. Gene Ontology annotation, biological process: regulation of synaptic transmission, cholinergic; positive regulation of voltage-gated potassium channel activity; sleep. The transcript is spliced from 3 exons. The record is from RefSeq and is a predicted model, not a curated record. Bases 250 to 663 code for a protein of 137 amino acids.
GUCUGCUGGAGCAAAUCGUUACUGAUCGUUACCGCCCGGGGCUUCCGGUCGAUCCGGACAGAGUAUAUAGAACACCGAUCCGGAUUUGUUGGUUUUGCGACGUUCCUGAACGUUCUUUCCCGCGAUUCGUGAACGAAUUCUGUUGCUUGUUAGCUCGCUGGGUGGUCGCUCUUGCUUGCUCUCCUGCUCAAAUUGUUGCCUACGCUUUUAUCUCUUUUUGAGACCUUUGUGAUCAUACCCUAUCAAAGAAUGAAUAUUUUUGCCCUGCUUCUGACCUUGCUGCUGGUUUUCUCUGCAUAUAUUGUUGGAUGUGAAGGCCUGCGAUGCCAUGAGUGCUCUUCUGCAGACCACACUGCCUGUGAGGACCCAUUUGACAAGGACCGUGCCAAAGCAGCUGGCUUUCUCGCAUUAUGUGAUGAGCCCACCAAGCAGGGGCAGCGGGUGCUCUGUCGGAAAACACACCAGACAGUCCUGGGCAACGUGCGCAUAAUCCGCUCGUGCGGCUACGCCAACCACAGCGAGACUUGCGUGGGCUCCCGCAAUGCGGAGGUGGUGGUUCGCUCUUGCCAGUGCUUCAAGAAAGACGGAUGCAACGGAGCGACUACGAUGACAAUCGCUGGCACCGUGGUGGUGCUGGCUGCCGCACUGCGCGCCAUCUACUGAGCGUCGCCAUAAGCUGGAGUUCGGAGCCCUGCCAGUAGGUUAUGUUUGUGUAAGAUGUUGUUCCUAUGCUGCUCCUAAGAUCACAAUGUUCGUUUAGGAUGUGCUGUUUUGUUAUCGAUCUCACCAUGUGAUAUUUUGCUACGCCAUAUUUACUUGUGGUUCAUUUUUCCAAGUCAAUCAGGUGUCUUGCAUUUGAAUGUGAUAAUUUUGUCGAUAAGUUUGUAAACGAUCUUUCAGUGUCAUAUGUCGUGUGUUAGGAUAUUUGAGUGAUCUCACACCUGUGUUUCGUUCAGUGCCGGGGCUCCGGAGCUCACAGUCAAACGUAGUGUCCAGAAACGACGACUAGACUGGCUUGGUAGCGCCGUGUCUGUAGCCUCUCGGGUCGAUGUUGCUCACACACCCUACUCUAGUCAGAUGCUCUUCCACUUUGGCCAAUAGAUUUUAAAUGGAUUCUUGCAGUAGA